Molecule: messenger RNA, 2867 nt
Organism: Syngnathoides biaculeatus (alligator pipefish)
Lineage: Eukaryota; Metazoa; Chordata; Actinopteri; Syngnathiformes; Syngnathidae
Gene: immt
Product: inner membrane protein, mitochondrial (mitofilin)
Exons: 14
Coding region: 201-2498 (765 amino acids)
Biological process (GO): cristae formation
Cellular component (GO): MICOS complex
Source: RefSeq, a predicted model, not a curated record
UGCAGCACGCGCUAUUUUUUGUGGCCUUUCUUAAAUCACUCCAACCGGUUGGUGGCGCUAAUAUCCUUUCCGCUCGCCAAACGACAUUUAUCUCAAGAAUAAGACGCUUACACUCAGCUCCAGUCAAGGGGAAAAAAGAGUGACGUUAGUUGUGCUGGCUAAGUUCACUUGGACUUGAAGAUAAAAGGUGAUUGAGGACCAUGCUGCGGGCUUGUGUCAGAGGUGCUAGUUCGGCACUUUGGAACAACUAUGUAAAAAACCCUCGGAACAGUCUGCAGUCCUACAGACACUACACAGCUGGGGAAACCAGUGGGGCUGUCAAAGUGGUCACUGUUGGCUUGAUGACAGUCAGUGGUGGCAUUGGAGGAACCAUACUCUACGCCAAAUGGGACCACAAGUUCAGAGAAACCGUGGAGAAAAAUGUUCCAUAUUCAGAACGGCUGUUGGGUUUGGCAUUGGGAUAUGCUCCCCGAGAAGCUGUUCAUUCUGUCAAAAAACAGACUGAGUUUCCCCAACCCCCCUCAAUGAUGGGAAAAGUCAUGAAACCAUCUAAAGACAAGCAAGAGAAGAAAGUGGAGUCUGUAGCGAGUCCCUUAGAAGAACCUAAAUCACCCUCACUACAGGCUGCACAGAGCCUACAAGAAGCGUCAGCUGAAGCGACUCAUAUAAUCUCAGCCAUCAGUGAAGUACCAUCAGUCCCUGCUCCAUGCGACACGGAGGUGAAACCCGUGAAAGAUGAGUGCAAAGAGUGUCAUGACCAUAAAGUAAGUCCAGAGACACCUGCAAUGACCAAUGAAUUAGAGUCUUUAACGGCAGUAGAACCACUCAAAGAGCGUCCAGUAGAAGAGGUGACAGCUCGACUUGUUCAGCAAGACCUAGACGAAAAGGAAAUGUUGACAUCUGUCUCAGUAAAUCUUGAUGACUCAUUGGUGUGCUCAGCAAAAGCCACACUUCAGGCCAUUGGAGCUCAGGAAGUAGCCUUGCAGGCGAUCUUGCAGCACACACAAAAACUGAAGGAAGCUAUGGAAGUAGAGGUUCCAUCUCAGGAGAAGUCAGCCCAGUGGAAGGAUUUAGAAGCUUGUCUUGCAAAUAAAGUUGCUGCUGUAAACGAGGCGGGCACAGCAGUAAUGAAAGCCAAUGAGGCCUUGGACAACCUCAAGUCUGUCAUUGACAUAUCGAAGGGGGUGAAUGUUCCUGCUGUCCGACCACUUGUGUUGGCAGCAGAGGAGAAUCUCCAUAAAAUGGUCGUGGACUUGGAUAAAGUCGUUAACAAGGUGCAGUCUGCAGAAUCAGAAUCCAAGAUUGUCUCCCAGUACAGUGAACUAGUUAAUGAAGCAAAAAUACAGUUCCAAAGGGAGGUGAGCAGCCUGACUCCAGAGAUUCAGGCCAACUGGAAAGGACUCGCUGGUAAGCUGUCAACAGAUGACCUAAAUGCCCUUAUUGCCCAUGCACACCGUCGCAUUGACCAGCUAAACAAAGAACUGGCUGAGCAGAGGGUCAGGGAGCAGUUCCAUAUUAAUGCUGCUCUGGAACAGCAGAAGAUGGAGCACCAGAAAACCCAAGAGACUGCUAUUAACACUUCCCUGCAACAUAUCAAGGAAAAUGCACGACUGGAGCAGGAGAGAAAGUUGUCUGAAUUGAGGGAAGUGAUGGAGGCAGAGAUGAGGACUCAACUGCGACGUCAGGCGGCUGCUCACACAGACCAUGUCCGAGAUGUCCUCAAAGUGCAGGAGCAGGAAUUGCAAGCUGAAGCUGAGCAGAUCCUAAGCACUAAGCUAUUGGAACAAGAAACCCGAUAUCGUCAACUGAGCCAGGAGCAGCUGGAUAACUUCACACUGGAUAUGAACACUGCCUAUGCAAGACUAAAGGGUGUGGAGGAGGCCAUAGACAGCCAUGUGAUAGCAGAGGAGGAGGCCCGAAAAGCUCACCAGUUGUGGCUCUCUGUGGAGGGACUCAACUACACCUUGAAGACCACUGAUGCUGGUUCACCUACCAAGCCACUGGAAGCCGCCGUUCAGGCCGUGCGAGACAGUUGCCAUGACAAUCAAUUUGCCUUGGCUCUGGCAACAGCUCUUCCAGAAGAAUCACUACAGCGUGGCGUGUACAGUGAGGCCUCACUCCGAGCUCGGUUCUAUGGUCUGCGAUCACAAGUCCGCAGGGUUGCCCUUAUUGAUGAGUCUCACAACUCCUUGUACCAGUAUUUCCUAUCCUACCUGCAAGCUGCACUGCUGUUUGAGACAAAACAGAAAGUCCCGCCCACCCAGCUAAGCAGUGAGGAUUUAGACCCGUUCAAGCUCCUUUCAUACGCCACCUACUGCUUAGAGCAUGGUGAUCUGGAGUUAGCAGCUAAACUAGUGAACCAGUUGACAGGAGAGUCCCGGAGAGUGGUGGAGGACUGGCUGAAUGAAGCCAGGCUUACGUUGGAAACCAGGCAGGUGGUCAGUGUGUUGUCUGCUUAUGCAAAUGCUGUAGGGUUAGGAACCACUCAAGCGCCAUAGGGUCCCCCCUCUGAAAAAAUGGACAUCAAAUUGUUUCCUUUUCCAUGCUUAAAAGGUAGCUGAUGAGUGGAUUGCUUUUUGCUGAGGUGAGAUUUUCACGAGUGUAAGCAAACCCAAACCUGAUGAUGGUGGUCCACUUGUCAGUUGUUUAAAAGAGUCAUGUCGUAAUACAUAACUAAUAACUUCUUUACCCACUAAUUCUGGUUUUAUCUGUUGAGGUCCACUUCAAACAGGUCUUUAUUUUUGUCAAAUAUUAUUCUUCUUUGCCCAGGAAAUAAUAAUUAAAAGAAUAUUGUAUUAGAAAUGUCUUUCUGCAUUUUAUUUUUGUCAAUAACGCACUUCAAAAUAAAAAUGGUACUUGCUUCUUGA